This is a messenger RNA of Dendroctonus ponderosae (mountain pine beetle), 2294 nucleotides long. RefSeq lists its product as uncharacterized. NCBI's taxonomy places the organism in Eukaryota, Metazoa, Arthropoda, Insecta, Coleoptera, Curculionidae. The coding region runs from base 914 to 2200 and encodes 428 amino acids. The transcript is spliced from 7 exons. Gene Ontology annotation, molecular function: protein kinase A regulatory subunit binding. Gene Ontology annotation, cellular component: cAMP-dependent protein kinase complex. The record is from RefSeq and is a predicted model, not a curated record.
GAGGUCGCUUGAAUCUGACUCCGGUUAUCGGGUGUUAUUUAUUGUUUUGCGAUUACAAUUAUUAUUUGAAAUUAAACCAGCUAUUGAGUGUGUAAGUAAAAAGCCUUGAGAUGACGAAUGUUCGGACAUUGCUGACAUUAAACAUGCUUGUUUUCGGUUGAUAUAAGUUGAAAGCCCUCGUCCAUCAGCGAUAUGCACAUUAUAUAAACAAGUAGCCGGUGUUUCAAUGACAAGAAGAUCGGAUUAAUUUUUUUCUGUGUGUCCAACACUGAUUGUGGAAUCGAUGGAAAAACACUCACAGCGACCAAAAGGAAACAUUGAAAAUGACCGGAAUGAUCAAGUUUAAAACGAGCUCAAAAACAGUUUACUUGACGAACUGCUCACCUUUGGUGUAACCCAGAUGUUGUCAACAAAUCUGAAUGGAAACAUUUGAUCUUUUCCUAUCUGGAUUAUUUAUUGCAUGCUUGCUUUGUUGGCUUUUCGGGUUUUAAUCUAUUGUGCGGAAAUUUCCGGUUAUUUGCAGUUUGCCGACUACUACCGCAUGCAACUAAGAGGAAUUUGGACCAUCCUAAGUCUCUUCAGUUUCUCUUCAAGGGAACAACAAAGAUUUUCGAUUUGCACUUCACAGCCGGCAAAAUUCCAUUUUUGCUUGUACAAGAAGGACCGCAACCGACAAUAAAACAAACCAAUUAAUCUCCUACAAAGUAGUGAGCAACAAAGUGAAUUUUGGCUAAUCGUCGCUGAUUGCAUCGAUCGGAUCGAUCAAUUAUGAUCUUUUCAAUUUUCGUUAUGUAACUUUAAUUCGAUUACGAUCUUGUGAAACUGGCGGCGUGACAAUUGGCGCAUUUAACAUGCCUUUGCCUAAUUAAUUCGGAUCGCUUAACAGCACAAAAUCGGGUUAUGGACCGAAACGAUGCCACUGGAAGGCGUUUUCGAAUCCAAAGCGAGUUUACGCAAAUCGAUUGGACGUUUCGUCGAACAUCAAUGUCAUUUUCCCCUUUCCCAACCAGGCAUGGAGCGUUUGGAGGAACUUUUCCUUGGGGCGGAUGGGGAGUCAUCAAAAACCAGCCUCUCACUAGGCACAGAAGACGCAGCUGGACAGCUUGAAGCGCGAGCAGAAGCAUCCAAAGAGAGUGAGGAGCGGCCCCAAGCCUCUGCUGCAUAUGCGUUUAGAGAGCCGGGGAGCGACUUCAUAUUCCUGCCCAAUCGAAGCAGUGACGCCUUCAAAGGAUUUGGGGUUACGGACAACUACAGGCUGGAAACUGGUCGCCCACACCCGCAGGUAACAUUUUCCUUCACUGAAAUCGAGGAGACGCAACAGAGAAGCCCCCAAGGCUCCCUGGAGCCUUCAGUUGCCCGCGCAUCAGCCCCAAUCGUCCGAUACUCCUUCGUGAGGGAAAAGCCUUCAUGCAGCCAAGCUCAGAUCCUCACUCUAUCCCAGAACACCAUCAAAAUCAGCGAAAACAGCUGCAUGGAAGUGAAUCGCUCCCAGGACCUGGAAGAGGAGCUUUGGGAGAUGAAGCAGGGGCACAUGAUAUCCAGUGUCCUCACGCGCGCUCCGCUUGCCCCAGCAGCUGGAACGGAUCCACCCCAUCCCAGUUCAUUUUUGCAGGGCUUUAGGCCAAACCAGGAGGCGCAGGGGGAGCAGUUGAAGUGCGGCGACUUUCUGAGUCCGGUUGCAGCGGCCGAUCUGUUCAUCACCAACAUGAUCAAACGCGCAAAAGCUGAGCACCGGAAGUUGAUCGCCCUCUAUGGGGACCCGGACAGAUGGAAGGCUUCCGCCCCAGAAGUCGCCUACAAGCUGGCGCCGUCACUUUGGCCCCCCAUCGGACACUUCAGCGAGAAACUGGGGCUGUUUUGCGUUGAAAACUACAUUCUGACCAGGAGCCGGUUGCUGGAGGAUUGGAGGUACACCAUAAGCUACCAGGGAGCGCAGAGCGACUCUGUGAGCGACCAUCAUUACUAUCAGGUCGAGUUUGGAUUGCCGAGUAAACUCUAUCCGGUCCCGCAAGCGACUGCAAGCGUGCAUUUCUACAUGGAGGUGAGCCGAGUGAUUCCUCACGAAUGCCCUGUCAAGGUGUUAUUGCGGCCGGAAACAGCGCACUUCAGAAGCGAUCCACAGCGGUUUUCUUUGAACGACUACACGCUGCUAAACACGAUGAACAUGAAACUCCAUCACUUCAGGGAGCUGCAGUUUUAAGCAACUUUGGUUGUCUCGAGUUUGUAAGGGAAUAAAUUGUAACUUUGACUAAAUAUCUAUUACAGACGAUUAAAGAUCCGAAUUAUUCAGAAAA